AUGAAUCAGGGUAAAAGGGACCUCAUGGAAAGGCAUGAAGGAAGAAGGAAAGUUCUUGUCUUUCUUUCCUCCAAAGGCAGCGGGAUGAGGUCUGCUGAAGACAGUAUGCGCACGACAGUUCACCGCGACCAGGCUUCAGCCACAUAUCUGGAUAGCGAAAUAUGCUGCUCACUGUAUAGUAUUGAAGUAAAGUGCAGCUCGAACAUAAAACAACCGAUGAAUCCACGGAAUAUAUCGAUCGACCGACAUGAAGAGAAAGACCAAAUUAUGGCAGAACUUCAAACCAGGAUAGAAGGAACCCGAGGGUAUAAAAUGGGAUACCGACGAGUUUGA
This is a messenger RNA of Microsporum canis CBS 113480, 333 nucleotides long. RefSeq lists its product as uncharacterized. NCBI's taxonomy places the organism in Eukaryota, Fungi, Ascomycota, Eurotiomycetes, Onygenales, Arthrodermataceae. The transcript is spliced from 2 exons. Bases 1 to 333 code for a protein of 110 amino acids. The record is from RefSeq and is a predicted model, not a curated record.